Purpureocillium lilacinum is the source of this 1554-nucleotide messenger RNA. RefSeq lists its product as uncharacterized. The record is from RefSeq and is a predicted model, not a curated record. NCBI's taxonomy places the organism in Eukaryota, Fungi, Ascomycota, Sordariomycetes, Hypocreales, Ophiocordycipitaceae.
AUGAGCAUCCUCGGGCCAGCACCGCCACCGAAGUACUGCGACCCACGACUCAGCCGUUUACGGAUUGGCUUCUGGACCAGGGUUGCUAUUUCCAAUGACCUUGCCGCGGCCCUCAUAUCAUUUUACUUGGAAAAUGAUCACCCCAUAAUGGGCAUGUUUGAUGCAGAUCUCUUCUUGGAUGACCUCGUUGAGCAUCGCCUCACUUACUGCUCCGCAAUGCUGGUAACUGCGGUGUUGUACCUCUCAUGCCAAGCGUACACGCGAUCGGACGUUCGUUCCUCAUCCUUCGUCCCCGAGUUUCUGGACGAGGCUAGGACUUUGUGGCUCGCCGAGCAGAACCCUGACCUCGCUGGAACACUCGCUGCAGCAGAGCGCAUAACCGAUCCCAUCACGACAAUUGCUGCAGCUGAACUGAUGGCUCUUGGCUGCCAAGUAAACGGCCAGAACGACCUUGGAUAUGACUUUUUGAAUGCCGGUCGGCAAAUGGCAGAGCGGAUAGGUCUCAUCAACACUCCGCCAACAAGCCCGAAGCUUCGAUACAUCGCCAGCAAAUCACCCGAAUGGAUCAGCGCAGCGUCCCACGUCGCUUGGGGAACGUACAACUGGCUCAGUGUACAUGGGCUUUAUUUCCGCGAUCCGCCGAUUGCGCACCCGCCAAAUCUACCGGUCCCGGCCGAGCGAUCCAGUACCAUCGAUCGGCAGCUUGACAGCUCAGAGAGUCAUGAAGACUUCCGCCCAGCACCCGCAUACAUGGGGUCCACCUUCUCUACCAUGUGCAGGUUUUGGACAAUAGUUCAAGAGGUCGCUGUGGUCUAUUUCAAGCAUGACAAGCGGUCUCUCUCGCAACGUGUGCCUCUUGCGUUUGCUGAGGCAAAAUACCAGAGGCUCUUGGCUUGGACAGACACUUUGGCAAUGGGCAUGGCUCGAGGCGAAUAUAGUCCUGCACAUGUCCUCAUCUUCCACAUGAACUUCCACAGCGUGGUCAUGCAGCUGUUUCACCCCUUCGUGAGAGAACAGUCAUCGUUCUCCAAGCACAGACUGCGAUCAUUCUCAUCGGAAGACAGCUGUCUGGCCAAUGUAUUCAACGCAUCGCUCAAUCAGCUUGGCCGACUCAUGUUCAUCUAUCAACGUUCGUGUGUCUCCGCGACGUGGAGCAUCUUUGUCAAUCCACCCCUUGUUCAACUGGCCGACGCAAUGUUGGCCGCCCGAUUUUCUCGAACCACGCAUGGGCGCCUGUUCUUCUUACUCUGCAUCAGCGCAUGGCUAGAUCUCUACGAGAGUUACUACUUCUUCUGGGACAUUGUCAAAGGCUUCCUGGCGCGGGCCAUGCGGGAUGGCACGAUGACCAGCAACGAGGCAAAGUCGCUCAUGGCCGAGCUGCGACGUCGCGGGGCGCAUCACGGCACACCAAAGCUUGCAUCCUCCUCAAUCAUUAUAGAUUUCGAUCGAGCCGCAGCAAAUCCGGAUGAGGCAAGAACGAGGGCUAUUGCCGAGCAGUUUGAUGAGUUGGCUUUACAAGAGGAGCUCACAACUGGUGACUAUGAGGAGAAAUGA